AUGCUUAGCUUCAAAAUUUGGCCCUUGGUGCUCGCUCUUUACUCAUUUAUUGUUGAUAGAAAUCAUGUUGUUCUUUCAGUAACACAUGUACUGAGUAGUGAAAAGCGAAAUUUGAAUACAGUUGUCGGUGGCUAUGUUGGUUGUUUGAUUUCUGAUGUUUGUAUGCCCUCGGAAACCUGUCAAGAUGAUAAUUUGUUCGGGAAGUGUGUUGAGGGGAAUUUUGACGGAAGUACUUACAAGCUCAGUUACGCAGAAAGAAGCCUGCUUAAUAACAUCGGGACAGACUUUCUUCGGAUUGGACUGGAUUUUUCAGAUUUAUAUGUUCAAUGUGUAUUUCGUGGUUUAAUUUUGAAGUUCAGGCUUCAGGAUGAACGUAUGGACAUCGUGAAACUUUGUGGGGAAAUGCCCAUCGAGGUCAUUGACAACUAUAAAGUAGAGUACACUGCUGAUGAUUCUGAGAAGUUGGAUGCAUUAGGCGCCGAAGGAUCGAUGCCAGCAAAAAAGUUCAUCGGACGACUUAAAAGUUUUGAUUUUAAAGAGAUUCCUGAGGAAGAGGCUUUCGGUGAGGGCUUAGAAUUUCAGAAGGGUGUGAUUCGGAGAUUUCCAGAUAGACCGAUGAGGACGUGGGCAUUUGGCGGAGAUCCUUCUUUAUCGACAAAAUACUUUCAUGAUUUUGUCCGCAAAUUUGUCAAUGAUGAAACCUCAAAGAAUCACGAACAUAAACUACUUGAGGAUGAGAAGAUGGUAGUGAAGCGAUUCAACCGCGAUAAAGUUUUGAAAUUUGGCACAGCCGAAUUCGAUCGUCGUACGAAGAACACAAUAUGGUUGCGUCUAUUAAAACCGGUGAAUUAUAUUGAAGCAGACAACAUUCUUCAAGAGCUUUCUGAAAACAUGCACAUCCGCCCUCCAAUUGCGCAAUUUCAACUCGAUAAGACUGGUCACGUACUCCUCUUCUUUGUGCCCUUCGAGACGGGACUAGUGGCGAGUGAUGUGCUCAACAUGAUGCGUCAAAAUGCGCAAUGGAUGAAGCAAAAUAAGGUGUUCCAGUACGGAAUCGGAAUGCCCGUCCUUACUGAACCGAUAGCAGCUCCACACACGGUGGGGAAAAUUGAGCACCUCCCGGAGACAGGUGAUUAUGCAAUGGGUGGGAUGGGUCGGCGGCAGAGUAAUGGGAACACGGGUGUUGGAGGGCACCUCUCGCGGGUUGGUUUCGUCGCCGUGGUGGUGGUUUGCUCGCUGGCAGUACUAGUGGCGUUGCUGCUAGUUGCGCACAUCCUUGUGCGUCGGCGUGAUCGCCUCAACGACUACCUAGCAGGGCCUAUGUGCAAGGGCCCCCGCAAGCCCUCGGAGCGGCCUCUUGUCCCACCCGCCUCCCCCUCUGCCUCCAUCGCCGCCAGUGCCGGUCGCAAUGACUCACUGGAGAAGCAGCAUCAAGAAACUCUCUCUUCCUGCUCCACAACUUCUCCUCCACCCUACCAGGAGACUCCUGAACAAGGCGAAAAACAGGGUAUAUUUCGACGACAAAUAGUAAGCACAGGAGGCUCUGAGGCCUCCACCGAAUCCAUGGCCAGUGCCCCCAGUCAUCGCACCACCCAAUUGAGUAGCAACUUGUCUUGGAGCAAUGAGCCAGUUCAAAUGACCCUCGAUAUCACUACAGGACAUCUAAUUUUGUCCUACAUGGAGGAGCACUUGCGAAACCGUGAUCGUUUAGACGCCGACUGGGAGGAGGUAAACACCUACGAAAGUGAGGAGGCGGUGCCGUGCGAAUCAGCCAAGAGACCGGAAAACGCCCACAAAAAUCGCGAAGGAUGCCCCAUUCCCUAUGAGCAAACGCGGGUGAUGCUCUCGUGUCGUGGCAACGGUUACAUCAACGCGAGUUUAAUGUACGACCAUGACCCACGGAAUCCCUCGUACAUUGCGGCAGAAACGCCGUUGCUAAGCACGGUGGGCGACUUCUGGCAGAUGGUGUGGGAGCAGUUUGCUGUGCUUAUCGUCUGUCUCGAGCCCGAGUCUGCACUCACCCAGGUCAUUGAGGACCUCUUCAAUAUCACCGGACAGGGCGAUGACGAUGUCACCUCUCAGGCUCGCUACUGGCCUCCGGAGGGCUCCAUGAUCUUUGGCAAAUUCGAACGUUUCGUACUUAUGUCGGAUGAAGGAGUCGAGCGAAGUCUAAAACAACCACCGUCAGACAUAAUUAUUAGCACUUUGUCAGAAGCUGAAACGACAAUUCAAGACGUUCUGUCUGGCUUUUUUGGGUCUGGAAGGAAGACCGGUCUUCAUAGCCCCGUUUUUCUCACUGUUCUGGUACGACUGGUCUCGGAGCACAGACAAUGCAGCGACUACAUAACCCGAUCCUUCUACCUAAAGGAGCGCGACUCAGGUGAGACACGCACGGUGACGCAGUUCCACUUCCUCAGUUGGCCUGAGGACACGCCCUCCUGCGAGUUGAAGACUUUGCUCGAAUUUAGAAGAAAGGUGAAUAAGUCAUUUCGAGCGAAAAACAGCCCUGUGGUAGUUCACUGCAGGGACGGUUCGAGCAAGACUGGGACCUAUCUGUUGUUGGAUCUGGUUCUCAGUCGGAUCAGUAAAGGUGUCAAGGAGCUGGACGUAGCAGCAUCUCUCGAGCAUCUUCGGGAUCAGCGACAAGGCAUGAUCAAAUCAAAGGCCCAAUUUGAGCUUGUUCUCGCCGCAAUCGCUGAGGAGGUAAACAUGAUGCUGAGCUCCGCCGCCUCCUGA
Molecule: messenger RNA, 2736 nt
Organism: Echinococcus granulosus
Lineage: Eukaryota; Metazoa; Platyhelminthes; Cestoda; Cyclophyllidea; Taeniidae
Product: Receptor-type tyrosine-protein phosphatase-like N
Exons: 20
Coding region: 1-2736 (911 amino acids)
Biological process (GO): protein dephosphorylation
Cellular component (GO): secretory granule
Molecular function (GO): protein tyrosine phosphatase activity
Source: RefSeq, a predicted model, not a curated record